Molecule: messenger RNA, 555 nt
Organism: Jaculus jaculus (lesser Egyptian jerboa)
Lineage: Eukaryota; Metazoa; Chordata; Mammalia; Rodentia; Dipodidae
Gene: Rps15a
Product: ribosomal protein S15a
Exons: 5
Coding region: 126-518 (130 amino acids)
Biological process (GO): translation
Cellular component (GO): cytosolic small ribosomal subunit; ribosome
Molecular function (GO): structural constituent of ribosome
Source: RefSeq, a predicted model, not a curated record
GUGAGUUGCUCUCUUUCCGAGCGCGAGCCUCAUCCGUCCGCUAUCCGCGCCAUCCGUCAGUGUAGAGCUUGGCUUCGGAGUCCUGCGAGGACGUCGGGCUUUUCUGGAGCUGAGGAUCCUCCAUCAUGGUGCGCAUGAAUGUCCUGGCGGAUGCUCUCAAGAGCAUCAACAAUGCUGAAAAAAGAGGCAAACGCCAGGUGCUUAUUAGGCCGUGCUCCAAAGUUAUCGUCCGGUUUCUAACAGUGAUGAUGAAGCAUGGUUACAUUGGCGAGUUUGAAAUUAUUGAUGAUCACAGAGCUGGAAAAAUUGUUGUGAACCUCACAGGCAGGUUAAAUAAGUGUGGAGUGAUCAGCCCCAGAUUUGAUGUACAGCUCAAAGACUUAGAAAAAUGGCAGAAUAAUUUGCUUCCAUCCCGUCAGUUUGGUUUCAUUGUCCUGACAACCUCAGCUGGCAUUAUGGACCAUGAAGAAGCAAGACGAAAACACACAGGAGGGAAAAUCCUGGGAUUUUUUUUCUAGGAGUAUAAAGCAAACAUGAAUAAAAUGCCUCAGUGGA